UGGAAAAUGGCUUAGGCAUCUCGAACAAAGAUCGAGGAUCUGAGAUUACUACCUGUUGGAGCGACCUUGCAACAGGACUCUUUCAGAAGCGACGCCCUAGGAAGGCCAAGCCCUCUUCCUGGAACUCCUGCUAUUCGAAUGCACUUAUAGCAGAGGAUCUAUAGAACAAAUACACCCAAAGUUAUGACGCUGAACGAGAGCGACGCCACUCGUCUGGAGCUGACGCGCAACUUCCUGGAGCUGUCCCGCAACCCGGAGACAUGCACCGCCCUGCGCAGCUCCGACUGCAUCCAGCUGCUGGUGCAGAUCCUGCACGCCAACGACGAGGGACUCGCCACGGCGAGGAAGUACGCCAGCCAGGCGCUGCACAACAUCGUGCACAAUCACCCGGAGGAGAAGGAGCGCCAGCGGGAGGUGAAGAUGCUGCGCCUGCUCGACCAGAUCCUCGACUACUGCAACUUUCUGCGCACCCAGCUGCAGAGCGGUGGCGAGGCCAUUGCGGAUGACGAGGAUCGGCAUCCUCUGGCGGCCAUGAAGCUCCUGAUGAAGGCCAGCUUCGACGAGGAGCACCGCCAGACCAUGUGCGAACUGGGCGCCCUCAAGGCCAUCCCCAAUCUGGUGCAUCUGGAUCAUGCGGUCCAUGGACCCGCCGCCGGCAGGGAGCAGUGCAACGCCCUCAGGAGCUACGGCCUGAUGGCUCUCACGAAUCUCACCUUCGGCGACGAGAAUGUCCACAACAAGUCUUAUUUAUGUGGCCAGCGGCAGUUCAUGGAGGUGGUGAUUGCCCAGCUGAACACGGCUCCGGAUGAACUGCUUCAGGUCCUGGCUGGAGUGCUUCGCAAUCUCUCGUGGCGCGCAGACAAGCAUAUGAAGACCAUAUUCAACGAACUGGGCACCGUGACCUCCUUAGCUCGAGCUGCAAUGCAGAACAAGAGCGAGAACACCCUGAAGGCCAUACUCUCGGCCCUCUGGAAUCUCUCGGCGCACUGCAGCACCAAUAAAGCCGAAUUCUGCGCUGUGGAUGGAGCCUUGGCCUUCCUGGUUGGAAUGCUCAGCUACGAGGGACCGAGUAAAACCCUGAAGAUCAUCGAAAAUGCGGGAGGAAUCUUAAGGAACGUGUCCAGUCACAUUGCAGUUUGUGAACCCUAUCGGCAGAUCCUGCGGCAAUACAAUUGCCUGGCCAUUCUGCUGCAGCAGCUGAAGUCCGAGAGCCUGACGGUAGUGAGCAACUCCUGCGGCACGCUGUGGAACCUCUCGGCGCGCUGUCCCGAGGAUCAGCAGUACCUCAUCGACCACAAUGCCAUUCCACUGCUGCGCGCUUUGAUUAGCUCCAAGAACUCUAUGAUUGCCGAGGGCAGUGCGUCGGCUUUGAAGAAUCUGGUGAACUUUAGGGCCACCCUGGAGCUGAUGCCCAAUGGAGAUGGUGGCUCCCUGCCGCUGGACAAGGAUGCUGGCCAUGGUGGCACUUUGCCACGGAGGUUCAGCUCGCUGCGUCUCAGCUCAAAUCCCACGGGAUCGCUGAAAAAGGUGCGACCCUCCACAGUCAGCACAACUGGCUUUCUGAACAGAAAGUGCGAGAGCCGCGAGUCCAUUUACUCGGGCAAAUCCGACUCUAAAUACUCAACAAAAUCCGAGGGUGCCAAGAAUCCCUUUGAGAUUGUCACACCCACGGAAGAGCAGCCCAUCGACUAUUCCAUGAAGUACAUGGAACACAAACCCAGUAGCAGUAAGACCUUUGAGAUUGACUUGGACCAGCCCACGGAUUUUAGUGCUAGAUAUAAGGAGAGACGAUCCGCGCAGUCGGCACAGCCGGAGAUAAAGACGGAGAGCAAUGAGAUUAGGAGCAAUGACUUGACCAAGUCCUCCUCGGCCACGGAGCUGCGAAAUGGUCCGGUAAAUGUGACGGUUUCAGCAGCCAAGCAGAAACUUUCCACCGAAACGGAAACGGAAACGGCAGAGCGACCGAUCAACUACUGCGAGGAGGGAACCCCUGGCAGCUUCAGUCGCUUCGACUCCCUCAACAGUUUGUCAGAGAAACCAGAAAAGUGUCUGACGCCCAAGACGCCAGCGAAACCGGCAGUUCAGCUGGGGCAACAAAACAUUGACUCCGCGCUGGAAACUCCUCUGAUGUUUUCGCGCCGCAGUUCAAUGGACUCUCUGGUGGGCGACGAUGAGACCAUUGCCUGCGAGGAUAAUGGAUCCGUGAUUAGCGAGUACAGCCGCAUGCAGAGUGGCGUCAUCUCGCCCUCGGAGCUGCCCGAUUCACCCACCCAGAGUAUGCCGCAGUCGCCGAGAAGGGAUCGCAAGUUAUCCACUCAAAAUAACUCGGAGACUCCGGAUCGAAAGGCGGGAAACGUGUUCGAGGACAAGCUCAACAGAUUCCACGUGGAGCACACGCCAGCCGCCUUCUCCUGCGCCACCAGCCUGAGUAAUCUCAGCAUGCUGGAUGACUCCAGGACUCCAGGACAGCGUACAGGUGACAUCAAUGGCAAUGGGGAUGCUCCUCGCAGCUAUUGCACGGAAGACACGCCGGCGCUGCUCUCGAAGGCGCCGAGCAACAGUGAUCUUUCCAUUCUGUCCAUCCCAAACGAUAUGAAUGCCAACGAAGAGCCGCCAGUGCCGGCGCCACGAGCAGAUGUGCCCGGAAUGGUGGACUCUAGGAUUCCAGCAGAGGAUGCCAUCUCAAAAAUGCGCUGUGGCGGCAGUGCGUUGCCCAGUUAUUUGCCAGUGUCGGAUGAGAUGAGCAAGUACUAUGUGGAGGACAGUCCCUGCACGUUCUCCGUCAUCUCCGGGCUUUCCCAUCUCACAGUGGGCUCUUGCACGGCAGGUCCAGUUUCGAAGCUUCCCUUGAGGAAUCCAGAGGAGGCACAGGCACCCAAACUUCCGCCCAGACGGAGUGCCGUUCAAGGGGAAGCAGAACCGCGUUUGCCGCCGAAGAAAAGCGACUCCUUAAGCUCACUCUCCAUUGACUCGGAUGAUGACUGCAAUCUACUCAGUCAGGCCAUUGCGGCGGGAAGCUGUCGACCGCAGCCCAGUGGAGCCAGUACCACCUCCAGUCUGGCCAACGCCAGCACCAGCACUCUUUCCCGGACAAAUGGUCACAAGAAGCAGCCGGAGGAUGGUGAUAAACCGAACUACAGUUCGGAUGACUCGCUGGAUGACGAGGACGAUGAUGCGCGGUCCAAGUCGCUCUUCGAGCAAUGCAUCCUAAGCGGCAUGCACAAGUCUAAUGAUGCCCUGGAGUCGGAGGGCGAGCCGCCGGGGCAGCGGACACAGGACACCAGUGCCCGCGAUCGGUUUGUCAGCAACCAGGUGCGCCAAAUCGAGUCCAUGCUGGCCGGACGUCAGCACUAGAAGCGAAUGGAUGGGGGGUUAAUUGAGAAGCGCAUGCAUUUGUUUGGUGGCUUUUAAUCUUGUAGUCUAUGCAAUAAUAUUCUCACGGUCUCAAUUUUCCUAUAGUUCAGAUUAAAAAUUUGCACUUAAAUUUAA
Drosophila takahashii is the source of this 3489-nucleotide messenger RNA. It is a transcript of the gene Apc2, whose product is annotated as Adenomatous polyposis coli 2. NCBI's taxonomy places the organism in Eukaryota, Metazoa, Arthropoda, Insecta, Diptera, Drosophilidae. Gene Ontology annotation, molecular function: beta-catenin binding; gamma-catenin binding; microtubule binding. Gene Ontology annotation, biological process: regulation of cell differentiation; cell fate specification; negative regulation of canonical Wnt signaling pathway. The record is from RefSeq and is a predicted model, not a curated record. Gene Ontology annotation, cellular component: beta-catenin destruction complex; cytoplasmic microtubule; catenin complex.